UGCCCUGCUCACUGACCGUCAAUCAUCCCGUCUUCUCGCGGCGGCUUCCAUGGCGACGAGCUGCCUUUAACAUCUUAGCUCUUACCGGAGAGCUAACGGAGGUAUUUAAGAAUGGGGUGAUGCGGCGCCGUAACUCUUUUGGACUUAGCUACGCAGCGCCUUAGCAUGCUAGGCUAACGGAGAGUCGCAUUCACUUUGACCGGUUAAAGGGGUGGUCGUGCUAACGACGGCUAGCAUUCACCUGCGGGCUUAACGGGAUGGAACGUGUGAAGGAAUACGAGUGCGGGGCCCUUUCAACUUCGCAAACACCUCAGUGGACGCCAGAGCCCGCUCAUGACGGCGUUCCGGCGAAAUCCAGUGGAUUGACGGUGAUAUCCGGAGGGAAGCGACCAUCCGCCGGGGAAGAUGACGGCGCCGAGGCGAAACUCUUAGGGAAGGGAAUCGCGGCCACCUCCCUUCUCCAGAUCGCGAUCAGGAAUGGGAUCUACCAGAACCAAGUUGCCAACGCGAUUGGCGGUGCGGUCAAAAAUAUCAACAUGCCGACCGUGAAGCCCGGCAACGGCGGCGCUUCCGCCAACUCCUUGCUGAGCAAGAAGCGCCAGCGGCACAAGCGGAAUCUGUCCCUGGGUUCCCCGCCGACCGGCUGCUCUCCCGGGGCGUCUCCCGCCGAGUCGGGCACUCCUGCUCCGUCGGCGUCGCCGCUCAGCACCCUCAGUCUGGAUAGGAAAACCUUCCUCAGGCAGAAGCAGUCGAAGCAACUUCUAGCCUCCGACAAGGGAUGGGUGCGAUCGGAUCCUAAACGGGGCUGUAUUCACGUCCACGACUGGCUGACACCCUCCUACCCACGGCCCGUGCUGUGCACCGUGGACACUACUGCGAAAGAGUUGGCCAGCAAACUGGAAGCGAGUAAAGCUGGGGCUGUUUUGAGAAUCAACUGCGUAACCACUACUGAUGUAAAUAGCUGUACAACUAGUGUUGAACAAACUGAUGACAUACAUAGUGUAGGAUUGGAUCCUAAAGACACAAAUACGUUAGAGAACGGAUCUCUACAAUAUAACAGUAGCACAAAACAUUAUUUUGAUUCUAAACUGUCAUCUAACCCGUUUUUAGACGAUAGAACUGCAAGCAACUCUUCAUCCGAGGUUUGCCUGAAUGACAUUGGUGUGGAUUUGAACUUGAGCGGGGCGGACUGUUUUCCUGUCUACUCCGGAUCCGAUAUAGAGAGCAGCACUUGUGAGGACUUCAGCCCAGGAGGACCCAAAAGCACAGCGCACCAAGACUCGCUGACUACGGACUCAUCAGCAUUGAGCCACAACUGUGACAGUGCCCCAGAGGGACCUGACCCUUUUGAGAGUUCCUCGGAUGAGGUCGAGCUCACGUCCUCUCCGGCCCGUUCCAUAUGCAAUUCCCCCGCGGAUCUGUCUGCGUCGAUGGACCUCGCAAAUACCCCGGAGCAAUUGAUAAGCACAUUAGAUGUCGACAGUGAGGCUGUAGUUGUGUACUGCAACGAUUCACCCAUCCAACCUGCCUCCAAAUUCUCCAGCAGCUCUCUGACGAGGCCCCUGAGCAGCCAAGCAUCAGUGGCGUGUGACACUAACAGAGAAUGGCCAGAACACAUCAGUACUAGCCCAACGCCAUCUCUCUUUGUCCAGCUGCAUGGUGGAGUUGUGCGACAUGUACAAGAUGAGGAGAAGCCUCUGCAAAUAUUAAAUGAGUACUUGACUAACUUGGGUUUCGAAGACCCAUGGAGGGUGCAAGAGGAAGGGAUGAACCCGGGUAUUGGAUGCCUGAUUCGUUUCUACUUUGGAAAACCACGAACUGUAGGUGGUUUGGAGCGCGUGCAGCUGUCCGGGGUGUUCAACGUUCGCAAAGGGAAGCUUGCACUGCCUGUCAACCGCUGGUCAAAACGUCAGGUCACUCUGAGUGGAACCUGCCUUAUUGUGUCAUCUGUGAAACAUGCCCACAUGGGCAAAAUCCAUAUCCUCCCUCUUAUUGGUGGCAAGGCCGAUGAGGUAAAGAGACACAGCUACUGUUUAGCCCUCAGCUCAGCCGGUCCCCCGAGCCAGACCUACUACAUCAGCUACGAUUCCUACACAGAAUACCUCUGCUGGCACAGAACGGCCUCAAAGAUUGUGGCCCAGAGGGUAAACUCAGUCGACCUGUCAUGCUGCAGUCUAGAGGAACUGCCAGCACAGCUGUUUUUCAGCCAGGACCUCACACAUCUCAAUCUCAAAAACAACUUCAUGUCCUUGCACAAAGGUGUUCCAGCACUUACCAGGUUUUGUAAACUAAGAAGCCUUAGUUUAUCAAAUAAUGCACUGUCAGAGUUCCCACUGGCUUUAUGUGACAUCAUCUCAUUGACUGAGCUCAACUUGUCAGGAAAUUGCCUUUCAUCUCUUCCUCAAGAAGUGGAAACUCUGCUCAAAUUGCAGACACUUCUUCUAGAUGCAAACCGUCUGAGUUCAUUGCCUGGGGAACUGGGCUCCUUAAAGAGCUUGUCCUGCCUUGGCUUGUCUUUCAACUGCUUCACCUGUGUCCCCCCUGUCCUGGAGAAGCUCAGCGACUUGGAGAAACUAUGUCUGGCAGGAAACCAACUCUCUGUCUUGGAUAUGACCGAACUGCAGUGGUUGCCUACCCGUCACAUAGAUAUCAGGCUGAAUCGGCUUCAAAAUGUGAUCCUGGGAGAUAUGGAGCAGCUAGUACACAUAGUACAGCUGGACCUAAGGGACACUGGUUUACAAGAGCUAGAUGUCAGGCCUCUCUAUAAACUGGAGCUUCUGCGCUGUGACAGAAACAUACUUUCCCUCCUCAGAGUCAGCGGUCACACCCUUAAGAGCCUACAUGCGGCACACAAUGAGCUGAAAGAAAUAGACGUACAGCCUGUGCCGGAGAAUAUGACCUAUCUGGAUUUGUCCUGGAACAAGUUAGGUCUUGUCCCUGACUGGGUGUGUGAUUGCUGUAGACUGGAAAUUUUGGACAUCAACCACAAUUGUGUUACUGAGCUACCCACACGGUUGCUAUCCAACGGGAGCCUGAGAAAGCUGUUUGCAGGCUGGAAUGCUCUUUGCCAGUUGGCUGAGUUGCUGGAGAGAUCGCAGCUAGAAACCUUAGACAUGCAGCACAAUUAUCUAACUGAACUUCCAAACAACCUCUUCACCAAAGCCCAGAACUUGCAGUACCUAAAUGUGUCAGCCAAUAAGCUGGAGUCCCUGCCUUCAGCUGGUCUAUUGCAAGAAAACUUCAGCAGCCUAAAGGAGCUCUAUGUGACCAACAACAGCUUGACAGACAAGUGUGUCCCUGUCCUCACUGGACAUGCCCAGCUCAGGGUUCUUCACCUUGCGUAUAACCAACUUCAGACCUUCACUGCCAGUAAACUGGCACAACUGGAGCGUCUGGAGGAGUUGGAUCUAAGCGGCAACAGACUGAGGACGGUGCCCACGACCAUCCUGAGUUGUCAGCGCCUGCAAACACUGUCCGCACACUCUAAUUGCAUUGAUGCCUUCCCAGAAGUCCUGCAGCUGCCUGAGAUAAAGUGUGUUGACCUGAGCUGCAACGAGCUAACUGAGGUUACUCUGCCAGAAUCCCUACCCCCCAAACUUCAGGAACUGGAUCUCACAGGAAAUCCCCGUCUCAACCUGGACCACAAGAGCCUGGAGCUUCUUAAUAAUAUCCGAUGUUUAAGGGUGGACCCUUCUGCUCCAAUUGCGACUGAAAUCCACAAGACUUCUGCGGUCUGGAGCCAUGGCUACACUGAGGCCUCAGGAGUCAAAAACAAGUUGUGUGUUGCAGCUCUUGCUCUGGACACAUUCUGUGGAGUCCGUGAAGCUCUGUAUGGUGUUUUUGAUGGCGACAGGAAUGUUGAGGUGCCUUACUUGCUCCAGUGCACCAUGGGGGAUGUGUUAGCAGAGGAGCUCCAAAGGGGCCCAAGCCAAGGAGAUUACAUGACUAACACUUUUCUCACCAUGCAAAGAAAACUGGGCACAGCAGGCCAAAGAAUGGGAGGAUCAGCAGCUUUAUGUCACAUUAGACAUGACCCAGUGCCUCCUGGUAAGCAUGGCUGCUGCUGCUUCACCCUAAAGGCUGCCAAUGUGGGCAGAUGCCAAGCUGUUUUGAGCAGAGAUGGAAAAGCUAUGCAACUUUCCACCAUCCACACUGUCAAAGAAGAGCUAGAGUACGAGAGAGUCAGGCAGCACAAUGCCAUUCUCACUGAGGACAAUAAAGUUGGCGGCGUAACCGACUCCACCAGAAUUAUGGGAUAUUCCUUCCUGUGCCCAUCAGUAACCCCCCGGCCACACGUCUCCACGGUAACGCUCACCCCACAGGACGAGUUCAUUCUGCUGGGCAGCCGAGGCCUGUGGGACAUGCUGUCUCCCAGCGAGGCGGUGGAAGCCGUCAGGAAUGUUCCAGACGCCCUGGCCGCCGCGAAGAAGCUUGUGACUUUGGCUCAGAGCUCCGGCUGCUCCGACAGCCUCAGCGCCGUCGUGGUGCAGCUCAGUGUCGCCCGAGACCGCUGCAGCUGCUGUGAGCCGCCGCCUCCGUCUCCAGGUCCGGGUUCGGGCGCGCACGUGCUCUCCGGCACGCACCCCUGCUCGCCCAGCGGCGACAUGGGCGGGGUGGCGCCGCUGCACGCUUCUUCGGGAACCGUCAGCGAGUCGAGCGAGUUCAGCGUGUCUGAAAUGAGCACGGCUUCGUCUGAAGAGCCACUUCUCCAAAUGGAGUCGUCUCAUCCCAACCUGGCAGGAAGGAGCGGCGUGCUUCGAGUCGCCCGCGGCACCGGGAGCUUCCAGAGGCAGUGCUCAGGAGCGCUGUCCGACAACGGGCUCGACAGCGAAGACGAGGAGCCCAUUCCUGGGGUCUUCUCCAACGGGAGUCGCGUGGAGGUUGAAGCUGAUGUCCACAGGGGUCUCUUGCAUACGUCCACAAGGGUUUCUCAAUCCAUCGCUCCCGGCCGUGAACUUUCACCUCCCCCCGAAUUCCCCAGCGCUCCGUCCUCCCCCUGCCUCGGCGGGGAGACUCGAUCGGGCACUCUGGGCCGCAGGGCUCGAGCGAACGGUUCCGUCGCCUGCCAAGGGAGGAACCAGGACGUCAUCGAGGAAGCGGCAGACGCGCCCGUCAGGAAGCAAGGAGGCUACUUCAACGCUCCCGCCCAAGCGGACCCUGACGAUCAGCUCAUCAUUCCACCCGAGCUGGAGGAGGAAGUGCGGCAGAUGAUCCAGCAACAGGAGCAGAUGGAGACUUCCAACCAGCAAGCACCCACCUACCAGAAACCUGUAGACUAUUUCAUCACACCGCUCUAAGAGUCCAGAUGUAGCUCACUUUCAUUCAUUUUCUACUUCGUCCAAAACCUCAGAAGACUUUUUUUUUUUUCUACAGUUAAAUGUACGCCCCAGAAAAGUCAAUGCAAUUUUUUACAAGUCAUGUUAAUUAAAUCAUCACAUUGAGUUAUUGGAUGUGUUCCAGUACAUUUGACUAUGUUUCACCGUCCAUGGUACGUUUUUGGUUGAUGCUCACAUCUUUUGGCCUCGGUUGCCAAGUCAGCCCCCCCAGGAUUUCACAGGCCUCUUUUUGAGAUUGUUGCGGCCUUAAAAUCCUUUAGUUGCGGUAGAAUUGCAGGAGAAAGUGAAAGGUGCAAGAAAAUGUUGUUUUUGUGUAAUUACGAGAGAAAGAUCUGUUGAAGUAAUUCAUGAACAAAGACUAAGAAAAGCAUAUUACACAUAAAUGUAGCAAAAUAGGCUUUAUUCAAAUAAUUGUUAUUCCUGCUAGGGUUUAAGUCUUCACCUGAGGAAAAAAAUGCAAAUGUUCACAGUUAUAAAUCAAUUAUGCAGAAAACUACACAAUGCACAUGCUUAUAAGGGACAACUUACUAUAAAAAUGACGCCCUAUACAAGCUGUACACUGACUUCUCUUCUCUUAUAAUCUCCUGAAAAUAUGUACUUUAAUGAAACAUGGUAGAGGAGUCAUUUUCAAUAUAUUCUGUUUCUAAACUACACUACCGUUCAAAAGUUUGGGGUCACCCAAACAAUUUUGUGGAAUAGCCUUCAUUUCUAAGAACGAGAAUAGACUGUCGAGUUUCAGAUGAAAGUUCUCUUUUUCUGGCCAUUUUGAGCGUUUAAUUGAGCCCACAAAUGUGAUGCUCCAGAAACUCAAUCUGCUCAAAGGAAGGUCAGUUUUGUAGCUUCUGUAACGAGCUAAACUGUUUUCAGAUGUGUGAACAUGAUUGCACAAGGGUUUUCUAAUCAUCAAUUAGCCUUCUGAGCCAAUGAGCAAACACAUUGUACCAUUAGAACACUGGAGUGAUAGUUGCUGGAAAUGGGCCUCUAUACACCUAUGUAGAUAUUGCACCAAAAACCAGACAUUUGCAGCUAGAAUAGUCAUUUACCACAUUAGCAAUGUAUAGAGUGUAUUUCUUUCAAGUUAAGACUAGUUUAUUGAAAAAUACAGUGCUUUUCCUUCAAAAAUAAGGACAUUUCAAUGUGACCCCAAACUUUUGAACGGUAGUGUAUAUCCACAAUCUUAGUAUAUUUACCAAUGUUAUUUUACAGUUAAUGUUUCAUCUGCAGGCUUUUUUUUUUUUUUACAAGUGUGACCAAUUGACACAAAUUUGUGCAGAGUUGGCGAAACGCCACCAAAGGCUUCCUUAUUGGCCGCUGUCUGCAUCAAAGUUGCACAUCAACACAUUGCUUGCAGAAGAUUGGGAAUUUUUUUUAGUACAAUCUACAGCGGAGAUUAUAAAAGGCUAGAUUAUCACACUUCAACAACUUAAACAAAGAAGUGCACCAUGCAGAAACCCAUCUGAUUGGUUAGACGAGUACUAGGGAAACAGUUAAUUGGCAGAACAAUUGCGGGGAUUGGACAAAGUUUCUAGGUUGCACAUCAUUUUUGGACUGGUUGAAUUAGAGCAAUCGCAACAUCUCGAAAUCCUGGAGGGUCUGGUUGGUAAACUUUUAACUCCAAAGAGUUUCAAAGUCUUAAAGUGACCUGGUCACUGAUUCAUGCUAUUGUUCUCUGAGAGAAAAAGAUGUAUUUCAGAAGGCUUGUUAUUCCAUUUGUGUUACAGAGUGGUGAGCAAAUGCUGAACAAGAGGAUCUGACUGUUCCGAUCUGACUCGGUGAAUGUUCUCAGAACUGUUACGUCAUUCUCAAAAACUGCACAAGGAAGCUCUUAAAACAUGUAAGUUUCCUGAUAACUCCAUCAUGUUGACUGAUGUCUUUAAUAAAGAUGGUCAUGAAA
Messenger RNA from Entelurus aequoreus (snake pipefish), 7230 nucleotides. Its product is annotated as PH domain leucine-rich repeat-containing protein phosphatase 1-like. The record is from RefSeq and is a predicted model, not a curated record. Gene Ontology annotation, molecular function: protein binding. The transcript has 17 exons. The coding region runs from base 258 to 5297 and encodes 1679 amino acids. NCBI's taxonomy places the organism in Eukaryota, Metazoa, Chordata, Actinopteri, Syngnathiformes, Syngnathidae.